AUGAGAGGCUACCACAUCCGCAUCUCCCUCCCCUCGCCAUCCUCGCCCUCCAACCCCUCCUCUCCGACGCCCUCGACCUCGCACAAGCACACCUCCAGCAUCUCCACCCACGAGAGCGCGCGCCCCUCUCCUUUCAUCCCAAGCUCGCUUUUCCAACCCCUCCCGUCCCAUCCGCCGCGCUACGCCUCCCGCAGGAACACCCUCUCAGCCUACCCGAGACCCGGCGCAGGCCCGAACACAGAUCGCUCUCUCGACGCGCGCCCGCGCAAAGACUACCGCCUCGGCCCCAUCCGCGUAGACUGGGUCGACUUCUCCGACAUGGACGCCCCUGGCGCAAGCCUCCCCAAACCCAGUCUCGGGAAGGAGCGCGAGGGUUCGACGCAGCGCAAAGGAGAACUCGCGUCCGCGACCUUUGUCCGCCACAGCAAGUCGGGCUCCACCGACCUCCCCGAGGGCAUCGUCCACAUUUUCCGCGACUAUCCGGGCCCAUCGGAGACGAAUGGAAUGAGCUACGCAUCCGCUGUUGCAAAUACCUCGGCCCAGCCGCCUGGGCAGUCUGACUCCCGCAAUCACGCCGAGUCCGACGACGUCACCCUCGCCGUGCUCGCCGUCCCCUCGUGGCUCGCCCCCUCCGACUUCCUGGCCUUCGUCGCUCCCGCUGCGGAUGGUCUGUUGCAUCUGAGAAUGAUCCGCGACACCGCGCCCAACAGAUCCAUCGUGGUUAUGAAAUUCAGGGACACGUCGCAUGUGGCGGAGUUCAUCGAGGCCUACAAUGGCAAGCCAUUCAACUCCAUGGAGCCGGAAGCCUGCCAUGUCGUUCGCGUACUGUCCAUAGCCGUCGACGUCGACGACCACGUCUCUCAAAAUAUAUGCGAUUUAGCGUCCACACGGGUGGACGGGGCUUACGAGCUUCCGACCUGUCCUGUGUGCUUGGAACGAAUGGACGCCGCCGUCACCGGCCUGGUGACCGUCCCCUGCUCCCAUAGCUUCCACUGCGCCUGCCUGAGCAAAUGGGGCGACAGCAGCACGACCAACCUCUGGAUCUGCCUCAUCUGCGGCAACAUCGGCUGCGGCCGCUACGGCCGCGCGCACGCGCACGCGCACUACGCGGGCACGACCCACCUCUACGCGCUCGAGCUCGAGACCCAGCGCGUGUGGGACUACGCCGGCGACGGCUACGUCCACCGCCUCAUCCAGAACAAGGCCGACGGCAAGCUCGUCGAGCUCCCCUCCGCCGCCGCCUCCGUCGGCCGCGACGCGCGCGGCGGCCCGACCGCGGCCGACGCGCUCACCGCGGAGAAGAUCGAGGCGAUCGGGAUCGAGUACUCGUACCUGCUCACCUCCCAGCUCGACUCCCAGCGGACCUUCUACGAGGCGCAGGCGGCCGAGCUGCGCGCGCAGGCCGACGCCGUCCGCGCGCUGCUCGACCAGCUCCGCGCGGACGCGGACGCCGCGCGCGCCCGCGCAAUCGACGACGCCGCGGCCGAGCGCGCCCGCGCUGCCGAGGUCGAGCGCGAGCGCGCGAGGGCAGACCGCCGCGCGGAGAAGGCGGCCGAGCUCGCGCGCACGCUCGCCAAGGAGCUCCGCGAGGAGCGCGCGGUGUCCGAGGGGCUGAUGAAGAACCUCGCGGCGGCGCGGGAGCAGGCGGCCGCGGCGGCGCGCGAGACGGACGCGUUCCGGGCGAAGGUGGCGGAGCUCGAGGACCAGGUGCGGGACGUGAUGUUCUUCCUCGAGGCGAAGAGCAUGAUCGAGAACGGGGACGGCGUCGCGGGGGAGGCGGCCGGGGGCACCGUCGGCGUCGCCGAGGCGGCGGAGAGCAAGUCGGCGGCGAGCAGACGACGGAAGGGGAAACACGCCGGAUAG
This is a messenger RNA of Epithele typhae, 1863 nucleotides long. Its product is annotated as zf-UBP-domain-containing protein. Lineage: Eukaryota; Fungi; Basidiomycota; Agaricomycetes; Polyporales; Epitheliaceae. The coding region runs from base 1 to 1863 and encodes 620 amino acids. The record is from RefSeq and is a predicted model, not a curated record. Gene Ontology annotation, molecular function: zinc ion binding; ubiquitin protein ligase activity. The transcript is spliced from 5 exons. Gene Ontology annotation, biological process: protein ubiquitination; Ras protein signal transduction. Gene Ontology annotation, cellular component: cytoplasm.